GAGACCUAUGCUGGAGGCCCGAUAACGGUAGCUGCAGGGUACGGAUUGCACUUCAGAUUGCAAAUCUGCUGUAAUCUUCACCUCUUCCCCAUUUGCCCCCCUUUCUCAUCUUCUUUCUCUCUCAAAUGCUUACCAUGCCAGCUAUAAGAAACCAAACGGUGAUCAGCCAUUGGCACCACUUGAGUCAUCGAGUAAUCCCUCCGAUAGUCUUCUCGAAAUACCCAUUUGUUGUUGAGGUCUUGCUGUCAUGGCUUCGUUGUCUGGAAGUUUGAAUUCUGUUGCCAGCCUUUGUAAUGGAAGAGACACAUGGAGUAUUGGGUUGAGAUCCCCCAGGGAAGUGAAGGAAGUGAUGGUUCCUGAAGCCUGUCCCAUGGGAGAGAUACAUGGAGGAUUCAGGUUGAUACGUUUGCAGCAGCUCAAAGGGAUAAUAUGUUUGCAGCAGCUGAAAAGGAGAAGUUUAAGCCUCACUGUGUCACUCUUGCCCCAGAGCUCCGUCAUUGCAGUCGUGCUUAGGGAAGUGAAUAAGAUGUUCCAGACACAGAACAAGUUAAACAAUUUACCAAGCAAAGGGCCAGAGGAUUGAGACAACAAUCAGGAAAUCAUUAAUCUCCGGCAAUCAUUUUCAUAUAUGGAUGGUGGAAAGCAUGAAAAAAAGCAUCUUUGAGUGGGCACCAAGCGGAAGUUGUUUAUGUGUUGGAUUGAUGUAAGGUACGAGAAAGAAACAUAGGGGGUAGAGGCAGCAGUGGAACUGGGUUUGUGAUUGAAGGUCCUUUGUGCUCCACUCAAUAGGUUACAAAGAUAGGUUGGAACUAAUGUAUGUGUCCUUAAUAGUAUACAUGUAUUGUCCUAUGCGCUUUAAGUAACACUUGAAGUCCUGAACCAAAACCCCACUACUUUUAUAUCACACCAGACAUCUACUGUAUGGUGUUAAUUAAAUUUACCAUGUUUGAGUGUGUA
Molecule: messenger RNA, 957 nt
Organism: Lotus japonicus
Lineage: Eukaryota; Viridiplantae; Streptophyta; Magnoliopsida; Fabales; Fabaceae
Exons: 5
Coding region: 248-583 (111 amino acids)
Source: RefSeq, a predicted model, not a curated record